CGCAGUAUUCCCGCGGUGUCUUCGCCAUCUUCGGCCUGUACGACAAGCGCUCAGUCCACACGUUGACGUCCUUCUGCAGCGCCCUUCACAUUUCCCUCAUUACGCCAAGUUUCCCCACUGAGGGCGAGAGCCAGUUCACCCUGCAGCUCCGGCCGUCCAUCCGGGGGGCGCUACUUUCCCUACUCGACCACUACGACUGGAAUAAGUUUGUCUUCCUGUACGACACAGACCGAGGGUACGCCAUCCUGCAGGCCAUCAUGGAGAAAGCUGGACAGAACAACUGGCAGGUCAGCGCCAUCUGCGUGGAAAGCUUCAACGAUGCCAACUAUCGCCGGCUGCUGGAGGAUCUGGGCCGGCGACAGGAGAAGAAGUUUGUCAUUGACCUGGAGGCAGAGAGACUGCAGAACAUGUUGGAACAGAUCGUCAGUGUUGGGAAACAUGUGAAGGGAUACCACUACAUCAUGGCCAAUCUGGGUUUUAAGGACAUCAACCUGGAGCGCUUCAUGCAUGGAGGAGCCAACGUGACAGGGUUCCAGCUGGUAGACUUCAGCAACCCCAUGGUCAUCAAACUGAUGCAGCGCUGGAACAAACUGGAUCAGAGAGAAUACCCAGGCUCAGACGCCCCACCAAAGUACACUUCGGCACUGACCUACGAUGGGGUGAUGGUGAUGGCCGAGGCCUUCAGGAGCCUACGCAGGCAAAAGGUUGAUCUAUCCAGACGUGGGAACGCCGGCGACUGCCUCGCUAACCCUGCCGCCCCGUGGAACCAAGGCAUAGACAUGGAGCGCACCCUGAAACAGGUCCGGCUGCAGGGACUAACAGGUAAUGUUCAGUUUGACCACUAUGGCCGAAGGGUCAACUACACUAUGGACGUGUUUGAGCUGAAGAAUAAUGGACCAAGAAGGAUUGGCUAUUGGAAUGAUGCGGACAAACUGGUGCUGAUCCAGGACUCCCCGCUGCUUCCUAAUGACACCACUGGCAUGGAGAACCGUACUGUUAUUGUUACCACCAUCAUGGAAGGUCCCUAUGUGAUGCUAAAGAAGAACUGGGAGAUGUACGAAGGAAAUGACCAAUACGAGGGUUACUGCGUGGACCUGGCCUCAGAGAUCGCCAAACACAUCGGGAUCAAGUACAAGAUUUCCAUAGUCCCGGAUGGAAAGUACGGCGCCAGGGACCCAGAGACGAAGAUCUGGAAUGGCAUGGUUGGGGAGCUGGUGUACGGGAAAGCGGAAAUCGCUGUGGCCCCUUUAACUAUCACGCUGGUCCGGGAGGAGGUGAUUGAUUUCUCCAAACCCUUCAUGUCGCUCGGUAUCUCCAUCAUGAUCAAGAAGCCCCAAAAAUCUAAGCCGGGUGUGUUCUCCUUCCUGGACCCGUUGGCCUACGAGAUCUGGAUGUGCAUCGUGUUUGCCUAUAUCGGCGUGAGCGUGGUGCUCUUCCUGGUCAGCCGCUUCAGCCCGUACGAAUGGCACACCGAGGAGCCCGAGGAGGGCACCGACGGUCCGCCAAGUGACCAGCCCCCCAAUGAAUUUGGUAUCUUCAACUCUCUCUGGUUCUCCCUGGGCGCCUUCAUGCAGCAGGGAUGUGACAUCUCCCCAAGAUCAUUAUCUGGACGGAUAGUUGGAGGGGUGUGGUGGUUCUUCACCCUCAUCAUCAUCUCAUCCUACACGGCCAACCUGGCUGCCUUCCUCACUGUGGAAAGGAUGGUCUCCCCCAUCGAGAGUGCAGAGGACCUGGCCAAGCAGACAGACAUUGCCUACGGCACUCUGGACUCGGGCUCCACCAAAGAGUUCUUCAGGCGGUCCAAGAUUGCCGUCUAUGAGAAGAUGUGGGGCUACAUGAAGUCUGCCGAACCCACGGUCUUCACCAAGACCACGGCCGAAGGGGUGGCACGUGUCCGCAAGUCCAAGGGGAAAUACGCCUUCUUGCUGGAGUCCACCAUGAACGAGUACACGGAGCAGAGAAAACCCUGCGACACAAUGAAAGUGGGAGGCAACCUGGACUCCAAAGGCUACGGAGUGGCCACACCCAAGGGUUCACAGUUAAGAAGUGCAGUUAACCUGGCAGUGUUAAAGCUCAAUGAGCAGGGCCUGUUGGACAAAUUGAAAAACAAGUGGUGGUACGACAAAGGAGAAUGUGGCAGCGGAGGCGGUGGCGAGAAGGACAAGUCGUCCCAGGCCCUCAGCCUGAGCAACGUGGCGGGGGUCUUCUACAUCCUCGUCGGGGGCCUGGGUCUGGCAAUGCUGGUGGCCCUCAUCGAGUUCUGCUACAAGUCGCGCAACGAGGCCAAAAGAAUGAAGCUGACAUUCACAGAAGCCAUGAGGAACAAGGCUCGUCUGUCCAUCACAGGCAGCGUCGGGGAAAACGGACGAGUCCUGACACCCGACUGUCCCAAGGCCGUCCACACCGGGCCUCCCAUCCGCCAGAGCUCCGGCUUGGCCCUGGUUUCCUCUGAGCUUCCUUGAAAACCAAAAACCUCCCAAGUGCCUUAUUGCAGUAACAACACCACCACCACCAACCGAGACAAGGAACCACAAAGAAACAGGAUUCACAAAGCCGACGGGUCUGUACUGGUCAGGAGAGAAGCCCACUGAGGUGGGCUCAGUGACCCUCCAUAACCUGAGGGAACCAGAGAAAGAACUAUCUCUGUUUUUUUUAUUCAACCCAUGACUGAGGAGAAACACAGAGGACAAAAAAAUUAUAUCAGAGACGACUAGUAAAAAAAGAAAACUGCAAACUUGAAACUUCAACCUUUCUGUGGGGGGAAAAAAAGGACUGCUCUGAGGCAGCGGCGGACAUCACAGAACGGGAAGAUCAGCAGAUAGAUAUCUGUAUUAUUACGCAGAAAUAUAAAUUUAUUGAUUUUGAAAUAUAUGAAUAAAUCUACAAUCCUAUGAACAUUAGUAAAUAUGUAUAUUCUGAGGAAGAACUGAUGAAAUCUAGCUGUACAUAACCACAGCCGUGCUUGCUUUUUAAACACAUGUACAUAGACACUGUAGUGAAGAGACGUUCUUUUCUAAAUCAUCUUGUAAGAUUUUAUUCGUCGCAAUAAUAAAAAGGACGACGCCACCUGAACAAGACGACAGGAGGCGCUGAAGAACUUUGUGUUUAAUAUAUUAAUAUAGAAGCAUCCAAACUCUAAAUGUGAAGGGUAUCGACUGCCCAAAUAUUCUGAUACCUGUUGCAGUAAAAGUUGAUGAAAUAUAUUCCAGGAUGAAUGUUAACUAGCUCCACCCUACAAACCCAUGUAGUCCUCACUGUGCAGACGUAGACCCAGAGAGCUGCUUUAGAAAUCAACUUCCUGCUCUCAGGACAUUAUUUUUUUUUUUCCAUUCUUUGAUCUAUUUUUUUAUGCUGGAAAAAAAAAAAAAAGAUAUAGUUUAAAUCAGUACUAUCAGGGUAGUACUUGAACGCCAUCAAUGGAGCGAUGCCAUUUCUGGCCUGGGAUUAGGGCCCGGUCCUACCUGAAUCACUGUGGAUCCUCCUGGGAGGCUUAACAUGCUGUAGCAGAACUGUCCUCCCCUUGGAGACAUUUGGACAAUCUGCAGGAGGACAUGAAACAUCCAGAGCGACCUAUGGAGGCGCUUUCACUGAAGACCUGCUUCUCAUCCGGCCCGUCUUCAUACAUGCUGAUGUUUACGAAGGGAGACGAAUAAACCAGCAGCAUUUGUCCUGCCAUCUGUCUCCAGACCGGAUGUGUGAUGUGGGCGUCUUUAUUUUGAUUUGA
This is a messenger RNA of Cyprinodon variegatus (sheepshead minnow), 3724 nucleotides long. RefSeq names its product glutamate receptor 4. The record is from RefSeq and is a predicted model, not a curated record. Lineage: Eukaryota; Metazoa; Chordata; Actinopteri; Cyprinodontiformes; Cyprinodontidae. Gene Ontology annotation, molecular function: transmitter-gated monoatomic ion channel activity involved in regulation of postsynaptic membrane potential; AMPA glutamate receptor activity. The transcript has 14 exons. The coding region runs from base 258 to 2462 and encodes 734 amino acids. Gene Ontology annotation, biological process: synaptic transmission, glutamatergic; monoatomic ion transport; modulation of chemical synaptic transmission. Gene Ontology annotation, cellular component: AMPA glutamate receptor complex; plasma membrane; postsynaptic membrane.